Messenger RNA from Sclerotinia sclerotiorum 1980 UF-70, 1062 nucleotides. Its product is annotated as mitogen-activated protein kinase sty1. Lineage: Eukaryota; Fungi; Ascomycota; Leotiomycetes; Helotiales; Sclerotiniaceae. The record is from RefSeq and is a predicted model, not a curated record. Gene Ontology annotation, molecular function: ATP binding; MAP kinase activity. The transcript is spliced from 9 exons. Gene Ontology annotation, cellular component: nucleus; cytoplasm. Bases 1 to 1062 code for a protein of 353 amino acids. Gene Ontology annotation, biological process: osmosensory signaling pathway; stress-activated MAPK cascade; protein phosphorylation.
AUGGCUGAAUUCGUUAGAGCUCAGAUCUUUGGGACAACCUUUGAGAUUACUUCCAGGUACUCUGAUUUACAGCCGGUGGGCAUGGGCGCAUUUGGUCUCGUUUGCUCUGCCAAAGAUAACCUCACCGGUUCAAAUGUCGCGGUUAAAAAGAUCAUGAAACCAUUUAGCACACCAGUCUUAUCCAAGAGAACUUACAGAGAACUGAAGUUGUUGAAACAUCUCAAGCACGAGAAUGUUAUCUCGCUCAGCGAUAUCUUCAUUUCCCCUCUUGAGGAUAUCUACUUCGUCACCGAACUCCUUGGCACAGAUUUACAUCGUUUGUUGACCUCGCGACCACUCGAGAAACAAUUCAUUCAGUACUUCUUGUAUCAAAUCUUGCGUGGAUUGAAAUACGUUCACUCUGCAGGAGUCGUUCAUCGUGAUCUCAAGCCAAGCAACAUCCUCGUCAAUGAGAACUGCGAUCUUAAGAUCUGCGAUUUCGGUCUUGCUCGUAUUCAAGAUCCUCAAAUGACCGGAUAUGUCUCUACAAGAUACUACAGAGCACCAGAGAUUAUGCUUACAUGGCAAAAGUAUGACGUGGAAGUUGAUGUUUGGAGUGCGGGAUGCAUUUUCGCAGAGAUGCUGGAAGGCAAACCUUUGUUCCCUGGAAAGGAUCAUGUCAACCAAUUCUCCAUCAUCACAGAACUCCUCGGAACACCACCAGAUGAUGUUAUCCACACCAUCGCCAGUGAAAACACCUUGAGGUUCGUGCAAUCUCUACCAAAACGUGAGAGACAACCUCUUGCAAACAAGUUUCAUAAUGCAGAUCCAUUAGCCAUUGAUCUCCUCGAGAAAAUGCUGGUUUUCGACCCCAGAACGCGAGUUAAGGCAGCCGAGGCGUUGGCACAUGAUUACCUUUCUCCUUACCACGAUCCUACCGAUGAGCCAGUGGCAGAGGAGAAGUUUGACUGGUCAUUUAAUGACGCAGACCUUCCAGUGGACACCUGGAAAAUCAUGAUGUACUCCGAGAUUCUUGAUUAUCAUAACGUCAACGACGCCCAAAAUCUGGUGGAUGGUCAGUAG